UGAAAAGGCAAAAUCAGCGCCAAGAUAUUUUUGAAAUAGUCAUAAAGGACAACUAACGGCGUGUUGACGCGUAUACCGCAACCGUACGGUGAAUGUACAUAACCGUGUAAUUGUGUGAAACAGCAGCGCGACGCUCGUGUGAACAUAACGGAUUAACAAUUCAUGCGAAUUUGCUGUUGAAUGCCGAACGUUGGAUUAUAAUCAUAAUCAGGCGGCGCAGAAUGGAGCAAUGAGUGCAAUGAGUGAUUUAUCCGAUGGCAUCAAUGCCGCCUUUGAGGGCAAAGCAGUGCCUGAGGCGGAAAGUCCAAAGUGUCAAACAGAACAAAAGUUGUAAUAAUUGCAAUUUGUUUGAGCGAAGCGCUGAGAAGUUGAGAAGGGAUAAGAGUGAAUUGAGUGGCAUCAUACAUUUGAAAUGCGAUUGUGAAUGUGGAUUUAUUUCAAAAGCUGGUAAUUGACAGCAGUGAGCCGAAUAUUAAACAAAAUUAAUUCAUAAAUAAUAAUAAUAAUGAAAAUGGCGGUGGAAAUACAAAAAUGUGUAUUGGAGAAAUAUGAGUGUUUAGCUGAAUUCGCGCGAGUAUGAAAUAAAAUUUCUGAAAUGCACAAAAAAUCUUGCUGUCAUUUUUCUUUUUUAAAUAUUUGAUAUGCUUGGAGAACAUACUUUUGAAGUACUGUGCAAAUAUGAAAUCAUGAAAAGAAUACAAGAAUAUUUUACAAUGAAUAAAAUAAAAUACGCAAUAAUAAUAAAAAAUAUGAAAAUGUUUUGUGAAUGCCAGCUAUUUGCCUUUAAUUAAUGCAAAUUAAAUAUCGGUGCGACCAGUGAAUUGAGCGCUCAAUGCAAAAUAAAAAACAAACAUUAAAGAGUUUUCGGUUAAAGGCUCCCGAAACACUAUCAAAGGUGUGAGGUGAAAAAUAGUUAAGCACCACGUGUUUGCACAGCUGCAUGAAGUCGCAAUGAACAGUGAAACAAAUACAACAACACAGCGUAAUUAGUGCAAGUGUAAAGACCGGAGGUGGACGAAAAUGCUUGCAACUAGAAAAUCCUUAAUAAAUUUCCGUGUCACCACCACCUCUUAAAUGCACGCUAAUAAGCCCAAAAAAUGCGUUUUCCAUUGCGACGCAACGCGAAUGUCCUAGACACGCUCCUCACCGAGACUCUGCAAAUAUUGGUGGUGUUCAGCAUAAUGGGUUGGCCAUUUAGUGGCAUGCAACAGUGCGAAACCAAGGGCAUGAGUGCGGAACGGGUACAAAACCAACAAUUGAGUAAACAGCAGAAGCUGCAACAACAACAACAGCAUCUAGAAUUACAUUACCUGCACCAUCAGCAACACCACUACCCACAACAACAACAGCAGCAAAUGCAUAAGCUAGCGCCGCACACGCUCCAACAACACAACAUACAAACCAUCGGUGGUGAACCUUCGCCGGGAUUAGCAUACCGACACGACAAAGUGGAAUUAAUGACCACAACUGUAUCUUCAGCUAGAACCUCCCCUCAAACAGCAUCCUCGUCGAUGGCCUCGCCAUCAUGGUCAUCAUACUCGUCGGCGUCAUCAUCAUCAUCGCCAUCAUCAUUAGACACGCAUGACAUGCACUUCGCUACACCAAUAAUUACAAAAAAUUAUCAACACAAUAGGGCGCCCACAGGCGCUGCCGACGGCGACGCGGCGUAUACGCAACCCAUCACAACGAUCACAUUAACGGCUAACGAAGCCACUGCCCGUGCCACUGCCACCGUUCCGUUGAUGAGUGUUAGCGCUGCAACUGGUGUGGGCGUUGAGCCUACGGACAUGCGAAUUUACCCAGCGCGGGCCUCCACGUGGGCCCUGCACGCGCUGCAUCGGGUUUCAAAGGACACGCAACAUAACGGCGUUUACGCACAGCUUCCGCCUGUCAAUAGUGACAGCGCCAACGAUUCGCAAGAGAUCGAUAAUAUGGAUUACGUCAUGUCGGAACAUAUUGCUUCGCUGACGCAUACGACAGGCGACGACGGCGCAGCGAGUGUGAGCGCGAGUGCCGCACCGAGACUCACAGCACACGCAAAUAGUAAUAAAAAUCAUAGUAAUAACAGCAACAGCAACAAUAGCAACAGCCGCAGCGGCAACAUGAAUAUCAACGCUAACAAUAGCAGUAGUAGCAAUAAUCAAAUGCGGGACGAUUUGAGGUCCUUAUCGUUAUUAAGCGUAAGCGACCAUAAUAUGGAAAUAUCGGCCAUGGCACAGGAAAUGGCGGUGGAUGCGUCCUUGACAUCUUCCAGCUCAGCCGCCGCAGCAGCAGCAGCAUCACCAUCAUCGGCAUCGUUGUCAUCAUCGUCUUUGUUAUCCGAGUCAGCGUCACUUACGGCGGCUGAUCGAACAGCCAGCGAUGCAAGUGUUGCUGAUGAGAGCGCAAAUACCAUUACCAACAACAACAAUAACAUGCAACACCUUGGCACCCAGCGCAUUGCAUUGACAACGACGGCGAAAACAAAAACAACGCUGGCCACCGAGCACCAGCACAAUGCUGCUAAGUCACAGGCGAUUACAACAGCCGCCACCGGUGGCGCGGCCGGGCGUCAACGCGGCUCAGCGAAAAAGGUGGAGAGCAAAUACAUUCUACCCAAACCGCAGAAGACCGAUGCGCCAAUGCUCAACUACAUUUUCGAUACAUUUUCGACGGCGAACAAACAUCAUCAUCACGAUCAGCGAUAUGGACCGCACUUUGAGGAUGUGCAGCGCGUGGGACAGCCAACGAAUAUGACGGUGCAGGCGGGUAGCAGCAUACAUUUCAAUUGCAGAAUUUCGCUGCUGCAAGAUAAGACUGUGUCCUGGGUGCGUCGCAACGCACAGGGCGAAAAUGCACUCGACCUGCUGACGGUCGGUCUGCACACCUACACGGGCGAUAAGCGCUACAAAAUGGAGUUUCAAUAUCCCAACAAUUGGCGGCUGAAAAUCACGAACGUGAAGAAGGACGACGAAGCGAUGUACGAGUGUCAGAUAUCGACGCAUCCGCCGCGUGUGAUACAAAUUAAUCUCUUCGUUAAUGCACCGAAAGUGAUGAUUGUUGAUGAGUUCGGUGAUCCGCUACAGGAAAAAUAUUACGAAAUCGAUUCAACAUUGCAGCUGUCAUGUGUGGUCCGCAAUGUCGCCAUGGCCACAUCGGUCGUGUACUGGAAGCACGGCGUCGACGUGCUCAACUACGAUGUGACGCGCGGCGGCAUCAGCGUUAAGACGGAGCUGAUGGACGACGGCGCCAAUUCCACAUUAUCCAUAGCGAAAAUCAACAAGUCCGACUCCGGCAACUAUACGUGCGCAAUUAGUGAUUUCCAAAACUUCAGCAUAGUCGUGCACAUACUGAAUGGUGAAAGUUUCGCCGAACUGCAUCACGGCGCCGCAGCACCCACGGUUCCUAGCGCAUUCCACCAGCAGUUGGUCGUGCAUUGCGCGUUGCUCAGCCUGUUGUUGCUGCUCUUGCUGCUGCGCGCCCCACACCAGCCGUACACGCUCGUGCACAGGUAAAAGUUACUCAAUUAGCCAAACGGGAUAGCGCAAACGAAGUCCUAACCAACAAGGCAAGUAUGCGUUGGCAGAGGCGCCAACUGCCCGGCAGGCGGAGCGCCGAGCUGCGUCAUAGUUGAAUUUUUAUAAUUUCACUAAUUAAGUAGCUUAAGUAAAUUAAUGUGACAUUUAAUUGAAGCAAUUAGUUAACGAAGCGAUAAUUAAGACAACUUACAUACAUGCAUACAUACAUACUUAUAGUCAUAUUGUAUAAGGUAGUGGACAAAAAGUUGAAUUUAUAAAGAAAUUAAGAAAAAAAUGUGUAAAAAUUAAUUUAUUUUCAUGAUAAGUUGUAUGUUUGUGUGUGUAACGUGGAGUGGGUGAAACCACAAAGUUCAUUUAUUAUGAGCGUGAAACACAUUUUGUACAAAUACAAAUACAGACAUAUGUAUGUAUGUGUACAGAUAUAUGUGUUGAAAAUGCAAAGCAUAAAAAUAGCGAAAGGCAACAACAAAAAGCAAAUCAAUGACGAGAAUUUGCAUUAAAACCGAAAUUAAAAUCAAAAAUCGACUAAACGUUGCGCCAAAUCCCCGCUGAAUCCAAACAAUUUAAGUUGUUGCACAAACAGUACGCCAGCAUUGAGCAGUCGUGCAGCCAGCCGGGCGAAAUAUUUUGACAAUUUAUGCACCCGAAGGGGAUUACUGCAAAUCAUCGUUGCAUAAUUCAAGCGAAAAAGUCAAAUAUAUGCACUGAACAUUCCGACUGGAUGGCAGCACUGAAAAAAUAUCAAAACGAACACAAAAUAAACAGCAACAAGGCAACUAAUUGCAGCGGGAAAAACUGUAAAUAACGGUAAAUACGCGCAUAUGCAGCGCAUGUGAACUGCAAAAUAAUAGUGUAAACAGCAAAUUGGUGAUGUUAUUGUGUGCAUAAUGCGAAUUUGAAUGUGUUAUAAUUGGUGAAUAAAAUUAAUAAUUGUUAAACA
This is a messenger RNA of Bactrocera tryoni, 4458 nucleotides long. It is a transcript of the gene dpr20, whose product is annotated as dual specificity protein kinase splA. Bases 1098 to 3494 code for a protein of 798 amino acids. Gene Ontology annotation, cellular component: neuron projection membrane. NCBI's taxonomy places the organism in Eukaryota, Metazoa, Arthropoda, Insecta, Diptera, Tephritidae. The transcript is spliced from 8 exons. The record is from RefSeq and is a predicted model, not a curated record. Gene Ontology annotation, biological process: synapse organization.